This is a messenger RNA of Gongylonema pulchrum, 315 nucleotides long. The record is from the annotation of a GenBank genome assembly. Lineage: Eukaryota; Metazoa; Nematoda; Chromadorea; Rhabditida; Gongylonematidae.
AUGGUAAAGAGUCGUCUCAUUGGUGUGCUAUGUGGACGAAGGUCACGUCGCGUGCGUGAUGGAGCAAUGGGACAGGCCGAAACUGCUGGUGUUCAUCACGCAGUGGUCGUUAUCUUUCUCGAAUAUUUCGCCUGGGGUUUACUCACUGUUCCAGGUUUACCUUUAUUGCAGGUUUUGGCGGAUACGUUUCCAACGAAUAAAUUUUUGAUGAAUGGGCUUAUUCUCGGUGUCAAAGGUUUCCUGUCAUUUCUGAGUGCACCAUUGCUCGGUGCUGUAUCCGACAAAUGGGGUCGCAAACCGUUUCUACUACUCACC